AUGUCGCUCCAAUUCCUAAGCGACAAGGAGAGCCUUCCAUCACAGUCGCACACCGCACCCAUCGUAUCCGUUUCCUGGAUUUCGUCGUCUUCGUCUUCGCAGGGCGUCAUCUUGUCUGGUGACUGCAAGGGCAAAGUCAAGGCAUUCGACGCUCAGUCAGCGUUAUCCUAUCGAGAUCUACCAAAUGCGCACUCGAAUGCAGUACACUGCAUCACCACCAACGCUACCGGCAGUGCAGCCUUGUCGAAUGCCAUCGACGGCACCAUUGCAUUGUGGGAUUUGACACCUUUCGUCAAGGACGAGACAGCAAACAAGGACGAAGCUGAAGCUGUCGAAGUCGAGGCGGUAUCUACGGAGCCAACGCUGCUGCCUCUACCCGUCGAAGACGCAAGCAACCUGUUGCUCGGCACAAUCGACUCGCUCACAGCCCACUCGACACCUAAAGAAAAGCUGUCAGAAGCUUGGAAGACCGCUCUGCACCCCAGUGCUCCACUAUUUGCUUCUGUUGGAGCAGGAGCAAUUGUCUCGCUGCACUCGACUUCUUCCUCUUCGUUCGGCGAGACACUCGACAUUGCAACCCUCCCACCAAGCCUCGAAAAGCAAUCCGAUCUCUUCGGUCUUUCGCUUGCCUUCCACCCCUCCGGCAGCCUCCUCGCUGUCGGCACCAACACCGGUCGGGUCCUUCUCUACGCCUUGUCCUCUCUCGACUCCGCGCCGCAUCUGAUACAUGUAUCGACCUACUCAGACCACGCAUCGCCCGUCCGAGCGCUCUCCUUCUUGCCCUCGCUGCUCCUCGUCGGCUCCGAUGACCGCACCAUCACCAUUCACGACGUCAAAACCAUCCUCUCACCCGAGCAGUCCUCAUACCUUCAGCCGAACGCGGAGGGAAGGAUAGGCGCGACAGUUGCAUCGCUGACGGGACACAAGGGGUGGGUGUUCGACAUUGCCGCUCCCGCCUUGUCGACGGACGUAUUUGCCAGUGUAGCAGCGGAUAAGAGCACCAAAUUCUGGGAUUUGACGUCGGCGACUAAGAAUACGCCUGUCUGGAACGGCGGCGAGGCGCAGAUGGUCAGGGCGUUCGCGUUUCAGCCUCCGACAGCGACAGGCUCUCAGACGGGAGGUGCGGCGGUGGAGGCAGGGCAGGGGAUGACGAGCUCAAUGACACGAUUCGUGACUGCAAGCGAAGACGGCAAGUUGCGCUGGUACAGAGGUGCUGGUCUUGGUUGA
Molecule: messenger RNA, 1227 nt
Organism: Kalmanozyma brasiliensis GHG001
Lineage: Eukaryota; Fungi; Basidiomycota; Ustilaginomycetes; Ustilaginales
Product: WD40 repeat
Exons: 2
Coding region: 1-1227 (408 amino acids)
Cellular component (GO): Cdc73/Paf1 complex
Molecular function (GO): protein binding
Source: RefSeq, a predicted model, not a curated record